Spinacia oleracea (spinach) is the source of this 420-nucleotide messenger RNA. RefSeq lists its product as uncharacterized. The record is from RefSeq and is a predicted model, not a curated record. Lineage: Eukaryota; Viridiplantae; Streptophyta; Magnoliopsida; Caryophyllales; Amaranthaceae. The coding region runs from base 16 to 351 and encodes 111 amino acids. Gene Ontology annotation, molecular function: zinc ion binding; nucleic acid binding. The transcript has 2 exons.
AAACUGAACUACAGUAUGAAUAGUCUGGACAAAACGCUCACUGAGCUUCACGGUAUGCUGAAGACCGCUGAAAAGACGCUCAAAAGUGAUAAGCAGGAUGUGCUUAUGGUGCGUGGGGGCAAGUUCAAGAAAUCUGGAAAGAAGAGGAAUGCUAAGAAAGGUGGCAACAAGGCCAGCCCAACUAAGCAAACUGGCGCCAAAUCUGCAAAGAGGAAGGUCAGUCAACCCACUUCUGAAUCCGAAUGCUUCUACUGCAAAAAGAAGGGGCAUUGGAAGAGAGAUUGCUUGAAGCUAAAGGAAGAUCAGAAGAACGGAACAGUCGUUCCAUCUUCAGGGACUAAGAAGAAGUAGAAAGUUAAGCAAGGGUGAAGUCGACCUACGAGUGGGAAAUGGAGCACGGAUUGCUGCAUUAGCCGCAGG